UAGUCUGCUUAACCAGAAGAAGAAGAAGAAGCAGCCCUGACAGCGUCCUCUCCAGCAUGGAAGAAGCCACAGAAAGCACACAUGGUUGUGGGAACACCUCGGAUCCAGAAGAAGACAGAUGCUCAGAUAGUGAUUUUGGACCUUCAAAACUCGGAACAAAAGAAUAUUGGGAAGAUGCAUACCAAAAAGAACUUGAGACAUUCAAAGACAUCGGGGACGUUGGUGAGAUUUGGUUUGGCGAGGAAAGCAUGAGCCGCAUUCUGCGAUGGAUGGACAGAGCUAACAUCCCAGAAAAUGCUGCCAUUCUUGACAUUGGCACUGGAAAUGGAGCUUUUUUAGUUGAACUGGCGAAACACGGUUACAGGAAUCUGACGGGGAUAGAUUAUUCUCCAGCAUCUGUAGAAUUGUCCAAAAACGUCCUGCAGGCGGAGGACUUGACGGAUGUGACUGUAAAGGAGGUGGAUUUCUUAAACUGUCAAGGGGAAAUAAAGGGUUUUGAUGUCUGCAUCGACAAAGGAACUUUUGAUGCAAUAAGCCUAAACCCAGACAACACCACAGAGGUCAAAAAACUCUACGUACAAGCUCUUAAAGAUGCUCUUAAGGACCAAGGACUCUUCGCUAUUACUUCCUGUAACUGGACAAAAGAGCAGCUGCUAGAUCGAUUCAGUGAAGGAUUUGAAUUUGUACAGGAGUUGCCUACACCCAGUUUCCAAUUCGGAGGCAAGAUUGGCAACAGUGUGACAGCGCUCAUCUUCAAGAGAGUACACUGAUUUUCAAAGCAGCAGCGUAGGAGGAAAUUUGUUGUUUUUUGUCCCAUCAACUCUGCAGCCUUGUGUUUAUCACAGGAAAUCACAGAACCUGUACCAGUACAUCAUGACAUGAUCAUACAGGAACUGAUUAUUUACUAUUCCUUUUUUAAAAAACAGUAUAUGACAAAGCAGACAUACAGUGCAAUUGAGUGGGACAGUUCUUUUGAAAUAAAUUAAUCUGUUUUGUAUCGUU
Thunnus maccoyii (southern bluefin tuna) is the source of this 1002-nucleotide messenger RNA. It is a transcript of the gene eef1akmt2, whose product is annotated as EEF1A lysine methyltransferase 2. NCBI's taxonomy places the organism in Eukaryota, Metazoa, Chordata, Actinopteri, Scombriformes, Scombridae. Gene Ontology annotation, biological process: peptidyl-lysine monomethylation; peptidyl-lysine dimethylation. The coding region runs from base 57 to 770 and encodes 237 amino acids. The record is from RefSeq and is a predicted model, not a curated record. Gene Ontology annotation, molecular function: protein-lysine N-methyltransferase activity. The transcript has 6 exons. Gene Ontology annotation, cellular component: cytoplasm.